UUUAAGUAGACAGAAAGAAAGAACUUUAUUUUGCCACUGCAAAGUGAAGACAUCAAUAUUCAGAUAUGGAAAUUCCCAAUUUGACAGCUGCAUUAUUUGGAAACUCUACAUCAGUUCAGUUUGGUCAUGACAACAUUCUACUCGGAGAAGAACCACCUCCUUCUAUAGAUGCUGAAAUGUCCAGGAUUGAUCCUGUACACAUAAAGAUAUCAGAACGUAAGGUCUCAGUCAUCAACAUGAUUGACCUUCAUGAGACUGAACUUCAGCUGGACUCUGUGGAUCAUCUCAUCGCUCAACCAAUGCAAGACAAUCAAAUCUGUGCCUUCAUCUUUGUUGUGCGAGUGGGUCAGUUAACAGAUGCUGAUAAGAUGUGUCUUGAAUGGCUACAGUCAGUGUUUGGUGAUGGUGUUCUUCAGUUUGUGAUGAUUCUCUUCACUUAUGAAAGAAAAGAAGAGUCUGACACUAUAAUAGAUGAUCUGAAGAAAAACACUGUUCUGGAGGAGCUGCUGAAGAAAUGUAGAGGAAGAUAUCACACCUGCAGCAAAACCAUGAACAACCAAUCAGAGAUGAGAGAACUGAUGAAGAAGAUUGACGAUCUGUUUAACGAGAAUCAAAAUAAAUACUACACUGAAGAGAUGUACAACACACAUAUUUGUAAAAAAAAAGGCAAUGAAACAGCAACAAACAAUCCAGAUCAAAACCAACAAGUUACAAUUAGAAAAGAAAAACUAGAGCAUCUCCUUCAAAAACUUCAACUUAAAGACCAGAACAAACUGAGAGUUGCAGAUGUCCUUCAGAUAGCUAUACAUUCAUUACAGUCUCAUGAGGUUUGUACUGAGAAAGAGCUGGUGAAGAAUUAUCUACAAAAACUAUUGAUGAUGAACUACAGAGCACGAUACAUUAAAACUAAAGAGACAAAUGAACAUCAUCACACACAGCAAACAGACAAAGACUCAGUAAAUCAAAAAGGUAGUUUUUUCAAAGCUAUGUCUUUGUCUAAUAAAGGAGUAUGUAAACCAGACCCAGUUCACCCGAUGGAUGUUCAGAUGGCUGUGUUUCAUUGUGCUGAUAGUUUCCUAAAGCAGCUGAUGGUCACUAAACUCUCACAGUGUCAGUUUGCUCUUCCUCUUCUUGUUCCUCAUCCAGUCAAACAACAGAUUGAGUUUCCUCUCUGGACAUUCAGACAAAUCAACAAGAGCUGGAAGAUGAGAUAUACUAACAAUGAUAUCAUCAGUAAAGAAGAGCCAGUCUACAAAGCAGAAACUCCAAUGGUGUCGUUCUUCAGGUUUGGUUCUGUGUCUUCAUCCAAGUCUCAGCUGAUGAACAAUCUGAUCAAUGAGAAACACAACACGUUCUUCCACAGGAACUGUCCAGGCAGCAGCAGAACCAGACUACUGAUGGAUGGAGUGGUGGAGAUCACUUGGUUCUGCCCAUCUGGAAAAGACACUGAUAAAUUUAAUAACUGUGUUGCUUUCUGUAAUCUUCAUGGUGAUGCAGGAGUCAAUGAGAAACAACUGCAGAUUCUGACUGAAAUGUCUUCAGUCAAUGUCGUUCUUCUAAAACAGCUUGAUGAGAAUGACAACAACAUAAAAAAACUCGAAAAACUCUACAGUGAUUCAAAGCCACUUAUUUGCCUUUUUUCUGAUGAUGAAUCCGCUCUAAUUGAUAUAAAUACAGGAAAAUACAAAAUAGGUUUGAAAGACAGAAAUCAGUCAGAUGUAUCUGAAGAACUCAGAAUAGCUAUAAAUGAUUGUCUCUCAUCUUCAUCAUCAGCUUCCAUGUUCAGACUUGAAGAUUUGUCCAAACACUCAGAUAUCAGAGUAGAUGAGGAAGAUGAUGAAGACUGCAGGAGAGGAAGAGAAGCAGCACAGCAAAUGACGAGUUUACUGGAGAAUAAAAGUCUGACAGAAAUCAAAGAAUCAUUUCUGCCCUGUCAGGGGAAACUCUGGCAUCAGUGGUGUCAGAAGAACAAAGAACUUCAUCGACCUCAAGGGGAAGACAUAGAACAAGAAAUAAGCAGAACAAGAACAGAAAUGAAGAAAAUUCGUGAAGAACAACAUGAAUCCCUAAAGAGUGAGUUUCUAAAGUUCUUUAUUACACAAAUUAAUUCAUCUGAUGAUAAUAGGAAGUUUUUCAUUAAAUGGCUUAAAAUUCAUCUGGAUGAAUUUACCUCUGCUGACCUUUCCACUUUAAAUCACAAAUAUAACAAAAUGUGGUUAAAAGCUUUAAAACUGAAAGAGAACAAUUGUAAAUCUGAAAAUGUAAAAACUGAACAAGCAGAACUUGAGAGAAUAUCUGAAGAACUUCAAGCAGCAAGCUUUGGUUUGGAGCACAUCAUGAGAGAGAUCGGUCAGAUCUAUGAAUCAUGUUCAUCUGUGAAGAAGAAUAAGACAGAUCUGCAGUCAAACUUCUCUUCUCUACCGAGUCUUGCAGCAGAGAUGAUGAUCUGUGGAUUUCCACUGGAGCUGAUGGAUGGAGAUGCUGCUCAUGUUCCUCUGAUCUGGAUCACUGCUGUUCUAGAUGAACUCAUACAGAAACUGGGAGACCAGAGAGUCUUUGUGCUGUCAGUUUUAGGACUUCAGAGCUCUGGGAAAUCCACCAUGCUGAAUGCCAUGUUUGGACUUCAGUUUGCAGUCAGUGUUGGCCGAUGCACCAGAGGAGCUUUCAUGCAGCUGAUCAAAGUAUCAGAGGAGAUGAAAAAACUGAUGAAGUUUGAUUAUAUUCUAGUUGUUGAUACUGAAGGUCUUCGGGCUCUAGAAUCUGAUGGAAAGUCCACAAGACAUCAUGACAAUGAAUUGGCCACAUUUGUUGUUGGUCUUGGUAAUCUGACAUUGAUCAACAUCUUUGGAGAAAACCCAGCUGAGAUGCAGGAUAUUCUUCAGAUUGUUGUUCAGGCCUUUCUGAGGAUGAAAGAGGUCAAACUGAAUCCCAGCUGUAUGUUUGUGCAUCAGAACGUUUCAGACGUCACAGCUGGAGAUAAAACCAUGGAGGGAAGGCGACGACUGCUGAAGACACUUGAUGAGAUGACAAAACUUGCUGCUAAAGAUGAAGUCUGUGAUGCUGAAUGUUUCAGUGAUGUCAUUAAUUUUGAUGUACAGAAUGAUGUGAAGUAUUUUGCUCAGCUGUGGGAGGGAAGCCCACCAAUGGCACCACCCAACCCAAACUACUGUGAGAAUAUUCAAGAACUAAAGAAAACUAUUAUUUCACAAGCCUCAAAAUCAGAUGGUAUGAGGCUGACACAUCUACGUGAACGAAUUAAUGAUCUCUGGGAGGCUUUACUAAAUGAAGGAUUUGUGUUCAGCUUCAGAAAUUCUCUGGAGAUUUCAGCAUACAGGAGACUGGAGACAGAAUACAGCAAGUGGACCUGGACUCUUCGCAGUGCUAUGCUGGAAAUUGAGAACAAACUACACAACCAAAUAGAAAAUGAAACAAUUCAUGAGAUUGAGGAAAUAGAUCUUCAGAGAGACCUGAAGGAGAAAAGUGAUGAAGUGAAAAACUUAAUGUCAGAUUUCUUUAAGAAAGACACAGAUGCUAAUAUACUGAUUCAGUGGAAAAUAUCUUUUAAAAUAAAAAUCAAAGAUGUUCAGGAAAGCAUUGUGAGAGAAACAAAGAGGAAAUUAAAUGAGAUUCUCCAGCAGCGAGACCUGAAGAGAAAGAUUGAUGCUCAGAGAACACAACAUGAAAACACUCUCUUAGAAAAGAGUAAAGAACUUGCAUUAAAACUCAGAGAUAAAGCAAAUGAUGAAGAAAUAAUGAAAAAAGCAUUUGAUUUGUUUUGGGAAGAGUGUUUGAAGAAGAUCACCACAGAUACUACUCCAAUUAAAGACAUUAACACUCUGGGAGAUGUGAGAAAGAUCCUCACUGAUAUCUAUGAAAGUGUCCCUGUAGACCAAUGGAAGGAGAACAGAAACAUUCUCACCACACAGAAUUAUUCAGGUUAUGUAUACAUAAAGAAAUCCUAUUCCUUUGUUAAAAAAAAAUACAAACAAAUUUCAGGUGGUUCUCUUUCUGAAAAAACUGAAAGAAAAAUAAGAGCCUUAGUCAAUGACAUUACACAGCAGAUAGACAGAAUGAUUAAUUCCUUUAAUAUUUCAAAGUUGGGCUACAACAUAAACUGCAUUCAGAAACUCACAGAUCACAUCAAGACACAAAUAACAGAAUAUGAGGAAGAGUCUGAGAAAUAUGCGUUCAAGAAAGAAUUCUCAGUGGAUUUGGUAUUUUCUAUAUUUAAUAGAGCAGAAAAGACAUUCAAUGAUCAUCACAGAAUGUUCAGAGAAGCCAAUGAUCCUGUUUUCUAUUUUGAGAAAAAGAAAGGAGAAUACUAUAGUAUUUUCCAGAAACACUGUGAAGGAGCAACAUCAAUUGUUAUUUUUGCUAAGAUCAUCUGUCAAAAACUGAAGAGAGCCAUGGAACAGAGUGUCUAUAAACAGACUGCCAGAGAUUUAACAGAAGAAAUCAGAUCAAACUGUCCAUCACUGAAUGGAAACAGAUCAAAUCUGGAGAAACAUUUCCUAAAAAAACUGGCAGAAGAGGAGAAGUUUAACAAAUGCAUGUACUAUAUUCUGUUUCCCAAAGAACAAUUGAAGUAUUUUAUCAGAGAUGAAGUCCAUCAGUACAUCAGUGAUCAGUUCAGUAUCAGUGUUCAACCCAAGAUGAAUCAGAACAUUGAGGUCCUGAAGAGGAAGAUCCUGACAGCAGCUCAUGAAUCUACUGAAUAUGUUCAAGUGAAGAGUGGAGAUGUUGAUUUGUGGUUGAAGUUUUUCACACAGAAGCUCUCAGAUGUUCUGAUAUUCUCUGUGAAGGACUUCAGUGGAGUCAAACAUGAUGAUGUUAAUGAUUUCAAACUCUUAGAAGAUGUGAUAAAAACAGAACUUCCAUCUAUAAUAUCUGUCAUCAGUAAAGAGUUCAACACGAAUACAUUUGAUAUAAAACUGGAUCUCAACCACAGACCAGAUGAGAUUCUGAUUGAUCAUUUCUGUCGGUGCUGUUGGGUUCAGUGUCCGUUUUGUGCAGCCACCUGCACCAACACAAUAGAGAAUCAUGAUGGAGAUCACAGUGUCCCUUUCCAUCGUGUUAUUGGUGUUAAUGGCUGGUUUUACAGAAAAACAACAAAUCUAAGCAUUAACAUCUGCACAUCAUCAGUAAGUAGCAGUCAGUCUUUUAUUCUAAAGGAGAAGUCAAUCAGAUGGAAAAACUACAGGACAGCAGGAGGGGAUUAUGCAAAGUGGAGCAUCACCCCUGACCUCUCUGAGCUGCCUUACUGGAAAUGGUUUGUCUGCAGAUUCCAGAAAGAGCUGGCAAACCACUACAAUAAAACAUUUGAUUAUCCAUAUGAAUGGAAACAAAUCACAAGACAAGAAGCUAUCAAGAGUUUAGAUAAGUAUAUCUAAUUAAAUGAAACAUUGAGACUUGGAGGUAAAUGCCCACUGCUAUGACUGGAUAACAGUUUUGCUUGACAAACUAGCUUUACCGUAAACAACACUGUAAUUGCGCAUCAGAAUCUUAAUUGCUCCAGCGUGGUUAGACACGGACGUUACACACAAUCAGGACAUGUCAAGCGAUCUCUAACAAACCAAUAGUGAUACAUAGUACUAAAAUGUUUUACUUACAUAAGAUUGCUGCACCAUUCCUCUGGCUUGUUUACAAAUGAAUCCUCGGUACAAUGAAGCGAACAAACAUUAAUGUUUUACCCACGUGAGCUUGAACUUCUUUAAAAAUAAUUUCUACCAUGCAUUCCUAUUAUCAGACUCCAAGGGAAGGUUAUGCAGCAACUGUGUUCUUCCACAACCAGGCACUGCACAAUAUUUUGCAGUCUUCAACGACAUGUUUGUUGCUUGGACGCUCUUUUCAGUUUGCCUCGUGACACUUCCCUACUGUCAUGUGCGAAGCAGUGGCCGGGGCCACAAAAGUAAUCAUUGCCAUUCCCCUGCGAGGCGGUCUUUAACUGCUCAGUUACAUCAUAGAGCCACUUGGUGUCAAAAACAGUUGAUAUUUCAGUGACAAGGAUGUUUUCAGUUUUGAAACUUACAGGAUGUUCAUUUAAGGACCUCAUAUAUAACAAAAUUCCUUAAUUCACCGCACCUUUAGGCAUUAAAAUACACCACACACAAAUACUGAUUAAAAUAAGAUAUGUCUCUAGUAGAGAAGUGACAUGAAGUGCAUCUCAGAAGUGUAAACUCUACAAGAACAUCAGUGAAGAGCAGACAUUGCAAAUCUAUGACUGCUUAACACUAAUACAUCAAGGUUGACUCAAGACAUCAAAGGCAACCAACUAGCAUUGUGUAGUCUGUGACUGGCUUUGGGAUGCAACAUCAUUCAUGUAAAAUAAUGUUCUGAGAUUAGUACAAAUCUAAAAAAGAAAUUGUGGCAUUAUGUUGAAUACCACUGAUAAUAAUAUUGUAUGUUUCAUUAAAGCCACACUCUUACAAGGCACUUAGAAUGGACAUAAACAUGACCAGGCAAUACAGUUGUAGUUAAUAGUAUAAGUGACACACUUUUAACUUUGUUGUCGUGAUGGUGUAAAUCUUGUAAACCUGGUAAUAUUUGCAUGUCUGAUGGUAUAUUAACAAGCACUGUUUAGGGGGUUUCUUUAGAAAGUUUGUUGAUUUUAGCAUGAAAUUCUCUAGUUGAUGUUUAUGCACAUAUAAUAAAAACAAUAAAAAAUAAUUAAAAAGGUGCAAGGUAUUUGGUUAUUUAUAGACAAGUUGUAAGAAUUUAAACGUUAAAAAGGAAUUGGCAGUCAAUGGAUGAAACUCGGACGGGGUGUGGCAUGAUCAAAUGAAUGGUUUCUUAGUAAUGGAGUUAUUAAAAGAGGUAUUGCUUUAGGUGUGAUCCUUACGUGGAGAAUGUUUCUAUUUUUGUGUUCUUUAGUUUAUUGUUAAUCAUUUAUUCACAUAAUCAUUUUAUAAUCAUUAGUUAUCCAUAUAAUUGUUUAUUUGAUUAUUUAUUAUUAUCAAUUUCAUUAUUAUCAUUAUAUUAUUGUUUAUUCAUUUAUAUUGUCUUUUCAUUUAUUAAUUCAUUAUAUUUCUAUAUUUCAUAAGUCUAAUAGAUUUCAUUGUUGUUCAGUCUUAUAUUUGUGAAGUCUCAUGAGCUGUCCUGUCUAUGUAAACAGAGAUAGAUAAAGAGAACAUUUAAGAAGCUCAAGGUUUGUGGGAUGUUGCUUUUAAGCAGUUUUGGUAUAACAGUGCAUGUUGAAUUCAUGCUGGUUAGACGAGGUUUGAACAUUGAGACAUAUGCGACUGAGACUGUCCAUCAAUAAAAACUCAGUUCCAAUUUUAUCAUCGUAAACUUUGUCUCAUGUCCUGCUUGUGUUCUUCUCUAGCUUUGAUCGAUCAACAUCUUAACUCAGAAGACUGUUAAAUGAGUAAAUUUAUAUUUGGCGUUCGGGGCUGGAUCAUAAAUAUUUUGUCUGGUGUGGAGACGUGAUCUAACAGGUGAUAUAAUAAGAAUUCUUGCAUGUAUCUCUUAAUUCAACUCUCUUUUACUUUGUGUGCAUAUGUGAUUGACUUUGAACUUUGCAUUAAAAAGUUGUUGUGCCUUUUACCAAAUAAACAUAUUGAAUUUAAUUGAACCAAAACAUUUUUGUCCUCCUGAGUUUACAUGCAUCAAAUAGGCACUGCCUUGUUUUGCUCU
Molecule: messenger RNA, 7632 nt
Organism: Paramisgurnus dabryanus
Lineage: Eukaryota; Metazoa; Chordata; Actinopteri; Cypriniformes; Cobitidae
Product: interferon-induced very large GTPase 1-like
Molecular function (GO): GTP binding
Source: RefSeq, a predicted model, not a curated record